Heterocephalus glaber (naked mole-rat) is the source of this 1803-nucleotide messenger RNA. NCBI's taxonomy places the organism in Eukaryota, Metazoa, Chordata, Mammalia, Rodentia, Bathyergidae. The record is from RefSeq and is a predicted model, not a curated record.
AGAGCGGCGCUCUCCGAGCGCAGGGCGGCCGGGUGGGUGGUGCAGCCGCCUGGGCUUCAGGCUCAGGCCCGUCCGGUGUCAAUCAGCAGUGUUUACUGAGUGGGGGCGGGGGGGGCAGGCCUUCCCCCCUGCACCACCGCACCUUCGGGGCCCCAGCCCAGCCCCCUCCCUGCACCUGGCCACCUGUCUCCAAAGCUCCCAGCUUCUGACCCGCCUGUUUGCUCCCGCGGGGACACCCCCGUGCCCCGUGCCGACCUAUAAAGUGGUCGCACCUCGGCCCUCUGUGCCACCCACCUCUGGCUCGCAGUGCCCGCAGACCAAGCCCCAGAUGUGACCUUCUGGGAGCUCAACAGGCAGAGACAGCCUCAUUGCCAAUCCCUGGUGAACGUGGCCCCAGGGCCUCACUGGACUCAAAACCAGAGCCCCGCUGUCAGACGUGCCCCUGGGUCUGGACCUGUCCCGGACGUCAGGACAUCACUGGUCUCUUGUCAUCUCCUCGUCCAGAACCGGAAUUAUCAAUUUUCAUCUAAUAAGUGCCACAGACGGGGUUGAAAUGAACCUUCUUCCAGGAGUCUGAUUACAGUGUACCAGCUCUGUGACCUGCAGACCCGCGGCAUUCCGAAUGACCUGUGUUCCUCUCUCCCAGCCCAACCGACUUCAGGAUCUCCAAUGGCCAACGAGGCGAGCCCUUGUCCGUGCGACAUUGGCCACAGGCUGGAGUAUGGAGGGAUGGGCCACGAGGUGCAGGUGGAGCACAUCAGGGCUUAUGUCACCAGGCCCCGUGCCGACACAGGCAAGGCCAUCAUUGUCGUGCAGGACAUAUUUGGCUGGAAGCUGCCCAACACCUGGUACAUGGCCGACCUGAUCGCAGGAAAUGGAUACACAACCAUAGUCCCGGACUUCUUCGUGGGGAAGGAGCCGUGGAACCCCUCAUGGGAGAUGAAAACCUUCCCCGAGUGGUUGAAGUCCAGAGAUGCCAGGAAGGUGGAUAAGGAGGUGGAGGCUGUCCUUCGGUACCUGACACAGCAGUGCGGAGCCCAGAGGGUGGGCAUCGUGGGCUUCUGCUGGGGCGGCACCGUGGUGCACCACGUGAUGACCAAGUACCCGCAGAUCAGGGCGGGGGUGUCCCUCUACGGCAUCGUCAAGGACUCCGAAGACGUUUAUGACUUAAAGAACCCCACGCUGUUCAUUUUUGCUGAGAAUGACUUCGUGAUUUCCCUUGAGCAGGUCUCUUUGCUGACCCAGAAGUUGAAGGAACACUGCAAGGUUGAGCACCAGGUGAAAACCUUCACGGGGCAGACUCAUGGCUUUGUGCACCGGAAGAGGGAAGACUGCCAGCCGGCAGACAAGCCCUACAUCGACGAGGCCAGGAGGAACCUGGUGGAGUGGCUGAACAAGUUCGUGUAGCAGCCAGCAGGCUGACUACUCACACUUGCUUCAUUCAAAAUCUGCCCAGAAGUCCUUCGGUCAUUUGAUUUUUUACUUAAAAAGAUAAAUGUGAGGAUGCUGAAAUUAAUUUCAUCUGAAACCAAUUCAGGAGAAAAUUUUAAUGUAUGGAAAUAAUCUUGGACAUGUAUAUCAAUGAAAAUUAAAAAAAUAGCUAAGAGGGCAGGAGGGAGAGGCCCAGGGCUGCUGGGGCGGCUGACAGCUCCACGUAGCCUAUGGUGUCGCCACUGUGACGAGCAGGAACCCGGGUGGACUAACCACAGUGAGCUGUUGGUCUUUGUCCUGAGAGCCACAUUUCUCACAUCUGCCUAAUGCUGAAAUAAAGUUUCUGUUGACCUAAUUGUAUCAGAUAAUAAA